AUGGCUUUGCGCUGCUACUCCAUAAGUCGAGACUCCUGCAGACGUACCCAAUCCGGAUCACUCAACCUCGACAUCGGCACGAUGCUGAGAUCUUCUGUGAAAAGAAGGCGUACUGUCUAUGAGUCUGUGUCUCCCCAGGGCUCUACCAACGCCAGGCUGGCAACGCAUGGCUCCUCACAGCCCGACGAUGAACUAGAUCAAGUCAUCGUAGCCAUCGAUAGCCGGGAAUCUGGAACUGUGGGAUGCUCCUACUGCUCUGUCCGAGAAGAGAAGCUCUACCUGCUGGGAGACUUACGACACUCAGACUCCGAAGUUAUCGACAGCUGUAGCGGGUCUUUACUCCCAUUCCAGCUAGACAUCCGUCCAUCGCAGGAAUUCGGCUACGAGAACGCAAAGAAUAAGCUGGUGGCUCUGGGGAUAUCCUCGAAGCACGAGCAACGGAUGCGGUUCCUCGUGCCACACAAUGGGUUCGCUGACAGUGAACAGAUAGACUCCGAGAGCCUGGACUUCACCCUGCAAGAAGGCAAGCUGCUGCACAUAUCGAGCUCGAUCGAGAUGGAAAACACGGUGACGAUCGGCUGCGCGGGCGCUCUCCUCAACCUGCAACGGCGAAGAGCCUCUGCCUUUAUAGCUACCAAUCAGGCUUCGGAGACAUAUCGGGUGACAUCUGUGGAGAUGUUCAGCCUGCUGGAAACGAUGUUCGUUAAUAAGAGGACUCUCUCAUCGCUUCAGAUCAUGGAGUCAGAAUCCCAUCCUAGCAUGGUUAACCAAGGCAGAAAGUCCAACUUCUCCAAAGAGGGUUUAUCGGUCUAUGGUCUGUUUCAGCGCUUCGCGCGUACACCCCAGGGCAAGAAUCGACUGAAGCAAAUGUUUCUUCGUCCUAGCGUAGAUGUCGAUGUCAUCCAGGAACGGCACGCCCUGAUUAGCGUUUACCUAAGAGCCGACAACUACAGUUCUCUGGAGAAAUUGACCAAGAAUUUCAAGCACAUCAAGAACUUGCGCUAUGUCAUGGUGAACCUGCGCAAGGGCAUCGAGACAGGUAGUGGGAAAGUCAUGGGUUUCAAAACGACGGCUUGGGCUUCGUUGCUGGCCGCUAUUCGUGUCUUCGAGGCAGCUCAGCUAUACAGGGUGGGAAGAAUGAUUCAAGAAAUUGUCGACAUUGAUAGCUCGGAGGAACAAGGAAGAACGGUCGUAAAGCCGGGGAUCGAUCGAGCACUCGACCGAAUGAAAGACAAUUAUGAUGGGCUCAACAGCCUGCUCAAGAGGAUCGCUAGAGAGAUUGCUGGGGAGAUUCCUGAGUUCUAUGGUAUCGAUGUGAACGUUAUCUAUUUCCCCCAGCUCGGCUUCAACAUCGCGAUACCAUUGAACCAGGCGGGUGAUGCCGCAUACAGGGGUCCAGAAGAGGAAUGGGAUCUCAUGUUCUUCACAGAGAACAGGGCUUACUUCAAAGACUUUAGAAUGAGAGAACUGGACGAUAAACUAGGCGAUAUAUACGGUCUCAUAUGCGAAAAGGAGAUCGAGAUAGUGUACGAUCUCGCGCAAAGGUUGCUCCGGUAUGAAAGAUAUCUGCUCGAGGCAUCUGACAUUUGUGGCCAGCUUGAUAGCCUCCUUGCAAUGGCUCAAGCAGCAAAUUUCUAUAAGCUCGUCUGUCCUAAAAUGGUGCCUGAGAACAUUAUCAAGAUAAGAGGUGGUCGACACAUCUUGCAGGAGUUGACGGUUUCCUCGUAUGUGCCAAACGACACCUAUUUGAUGGGUGGAAACCCAUCAGGUUGCCUAGCCAUUUCAUCGAGCCAGACAUGCCAAGACAGCCCCGAUGAGACGAAUGACGAGCAUGGCCCAAGCAUGCUUCUCUUGACAGGACCGAACUAUUCAGGAAAGAGUGUGUACAUGAAACAAGUUGCUCUGAUUGCCUACCUUGCGCAGAUCGGAAGCUUCGUGCCAGCAGCCAGCGCAGAGCUUGGGAUAACCGACAAGAUCAUAGUCAAAUCGAGUACUCAAGAUAGCGUCUCGCAGAUUCAAAGCACCUUCAUGCGCGACCUGCAACAAAUCUCCUUCGAUCUAAAGCAAAUCACUGACCGCAGCUUGCUAAUCAUUGACGAAUUCGGCAAAGGCACCAGCGAAAACGAUGGCAUUGGUCUAGCCUGCGGUAUCCUCACACACCUGCUUGAUCUCGAACACUCACCAAAAGUCAUCGCUGCCACGCACUUCCACGAAAUCCUCGAGAACGGCUUUCUAAGACCCAGACCCCAGCUACAAUUAGGACACAUGGAGGUCCAAGUAUCCGACUCAUCACAUAAGACUGAAGACCAGAUCACCUACCUCUACAACUUCCGACCCGGACGAAGCGAUAAGAGCUUCGGAACAGUCUGCGCUGCGAUGAACGGUAUCAGUCAGGCUGUUGUGGACCGGGCGACCGAAAUUGCGGCCCUCUCGGCGCGUGGUGAGAACUUGAUCGCAGCGUGCGCUACGCUCUCGGCUGAGGAGAUGCGCGUCCUGGAACAAGCGGAUACGCUCGCGAGGAAGUUCGUGGCCCUAGAUCUUUCGGAGUAUGAUGAGUCGAUUGAUGUCACGGAUGUGCUCGUGAAAUUGAUUGAGAAUUCGUAG
Molecule: messenger RNA, 2604 nt
Organism: Aspergillus aculeatus ATCC 16872
Lineage: Eukaryota; Fungi; Ascomycota; Eurotiomycetes; Eurotiales; Aspergillaceae
Product: MutS family protein MSH5
Exons: 16
Coding region: 1-2604 (867 amino acids)
Biological process (GO): mismatch repair; chiasma assembly
Cellular component (GO): nucleus
Molecular function (GO): ATP-dependent DNA damage sensor activity; mismatched DNA binding; ATP binding
Source: RefSeq, a predicted model, not a curated record